AUGUCUGUGGCUCUCUCUGAAUGUGGUCACUAUGUGGCUCACACUGAAGGUACCUCCAUCUCCAUCCAUAGCAUACUGCCGGAAAUCCAGCUUCGAAGCUAUAACUGUACCAAAGAUAUUCUGAAGCAUUUAAAUGUCUCGAUUGUCAACGAAAUCGUCUUCAAAGUUGAGGACGUGUACUGGGAAUCCGUUGAUUCUUCCAACAAAUCAACAAAGGUCGCUGUGUCAGUUUCUUCUAUGACAUUCAGCGCAGCACUCAUUUAUGACAUCACGAGAACUGGUGAUCCGAUUAUAAUAGAGCUGGAAUCACCUAUAUCACGCGUGUCGUGGAUACUAGGGGCCCCAGACGAGGGAAGUGCUUACAAGAACUGUACCCAAUUGGUGCUUUUCGAUAAGUACGGUUUGCUUGCACGUGUUUAUUCUCUUGAUUGUACAAGGGUUUUAUUUACCAUACCCAAACCGAUUGUUCAGGGUGUAUUGGAAAGACCUAAGCACCCAGAGUUCUGGUCUCUUCUACUGACAUCGUAUUACGACAAGAAUCUGACGUCUCGUUCGAUCUUAAUAGAUCUUCAAUCUGAUAGUCGUCCUUACUUGCUCCAUUUCAACAAUGUUUUCUCAAGAAGUGCCCUACUAGCAUCGUUGGAGAUGGACCAUCAGCCGUCUCCAUCGGCUGAGAUAACUUGGGAUCCUGAAGGCAGAUGGUUGUGCUUUUUUGACUCGGGAGACACCCUAUUUGGUUACUCCGUUAGGGUAUACAACAGCUUAGGGCUCUAUAAAAGAUCCGGAAGUUUGAAUGAAACCCACUUGGCCCUGCCAAUACUACACUCCACUCACACUAAGGGCAUAGGAUGGACUUUUUCAUGGUUGAACAUUGAAAACCUGCUAUUUAUAGCUGCUAUUCCAUCCCGCUCCAACAAGAGGCUUGAUCUCCGUGUCCACGGUGUCAGUCACUUGUCUCAUUGUUACCCUGCUGCUGUUGACCUCGAGCAAGCCGAUACCAUCUGGGUUUAUGAAGAUUUUGAUGGAGACGGCUCCUAUAGACGAACUGAUGCAUUGCCAGAGGCCGAGUUUGAAUGGAGGACAAUAAAGGAUAGUGGAGUCCAUCUCGUUCUUGCUACGGGGAGUGUUAUUGCUAUUAUAAGGCGCACGUCCCAUGGACCGCUAGUCAAAUUCGAGCCGGAGGCAUACAUCUCCUCACUGCGGUACAAGGAUAUUCAUUUCUAUCAGAACAGCAUUGUUCUUCUUUUUCAAGACCAUGUGGCGGUUUACGAAGCCGGAAACUUGUCAAUUCUAGCCAACAGCAGGUACUCGUUGGUAUCGAUGAAGGUCACGGAGAGUUCAGGAACUCGAACGAUAAGCUUGGUCGAGCAGACUCCGCAAGGACAGACCUGGCGUCAAAUUGGCCAGGAACCUCAGCAUGACGACAGCAUGCUGAUCCUCGACAAGAUGUCUUACAGAGAAGACAGUAGCAAGGUGGUGAACCUUGUUAAGGAGGUGGAGAGAAACGAGUGGGGAAGGGCCGCUAGACGGCGACUCACAGAAGACACCGAUACCUUCAAGCUAAACUUCAAAAGGCGCAGACCCCCUGGGCUUCCCGAACUACACUAA
Candidozyma pseudohaemuli is the source of this 1608-nucleotide messenger RNA. RefSeq lists its product as uncharacterized. Bases 1 to 1608 code for a protein of 535 amino acids. NCBI's taxonomy places the organism in Eukaryota, Fungi, Ascomycota, Pichiomycetes, Serinales, Metschnikowiaceae. The record is from RefSeq and is a predicted model, not a curated record. The transcript has a single exon.